This is a messenger RNA of Penicillium mononematosum, 1110 nucleotides long. Its product is annotated as cytochrome P450. NCBI's taxonomy places the organism in Eukaryota, Fungi, Ascomycota, Eurotiomycetes, Eurotiales, Aspergillaceae. The transcript has 3 exons. Bases 1 to 1110 code for a protein of 369 amino acids. The record is from RefSeq and is a predicted model, not a curated record. Gene Ontology annotation, molecular function: oxidoreductase activity, acting on paired donors, with incorporation or reduction of molecular oxygen; heme binding; monooxygenase activity.
AUGAUUCACAUCGGAGUCUCACUAAUAUGGCCUUCCGUCACAGAGUGUGGGCUGUUUCAUGAACAUCUUACGGAGGCUCUAGAAGAGAUCUGGACGGAUUGCGAUGAAUGGCACACCGUUGAUUGGUCUCAACACGCAGUCCGCUUCAUCGGGCGAAUGUCAGCAUCUGUCUUUGUUGGUCCUGAAUUAGCUCGUGAUCCUAAGUGGCAAGAGCUAAUUCUCACUUCGUCGAUAAAUACCUUUAUGGGGAUUCGAUCUCUCCGCGCCUUGCCGGCUUUUCUUCGUCCAUUGGUUCAUUGGUUCUUACCAGAACUCAGAAAGUGCCGUCAGCAAAUUCGUCUUGCUCGGGCUAUGUUGCAGCCAAUCUUCGACCGCAGGGGGUAUGGGCAGUCUCAAUCCAUUGAGCCUGGUAAGAUAGAAAAGUUCGAGGAUACUAUACAGUGGCUUGAAGAAACCGCUGCCGGACGCCCCUAUGAUGCCGCUGCAGCGCAAAUCGCAUUUGCGAUAAGCGCAAUGCACACGACUUCAGAGCUACUCAAGCAGUCCCUACUGGAUAUUUGUAUGCAUCCAGACCUGAUCCCGGUUCUACGAGAUGAAGCACAGAAAGCUAUCGAGGAGAGUGGAUGGACAACUGCAGGCGUCUUCAGGAUGCAGCUGUUGGACAGCGCAGUAAAGGAAACACAACGGCUCAAACCGGGGUUGUUAGUAAAUCUUGAGCGAAAAGCCCUGCAAGAUGUUAUUCUUCCCAACGGAAUGACUAUCCCUCGCGGAACGAAUGUUGCCGUUGAUGCAUCCAUGAUGUGGGAUCCAGCAGUGUACCCUGAUCCAUUCUCUUAUGACGCCUACCGUUUUCUUCGUCUUCGCAAAUCCGGCAAUACUGCGGCAGCACUAGCAUCCACGAGCCCAGAGCACAUUGCUUUUGGAAUUGGAAAGCCAAUUUGUCCUGGGAGAUUCUUCGCUAGCAAUGAAGUCAAGAUUGCUCUGGCGAAGAUUCUUUUGACUUAUGAUGUCAGGAUCCCUGAAGGGAUAACACCCAAGAUCGUGGAGAUGGGGUUUGAAAUGCUGAGUGAUCCAGAUGCAAAGCUGGAAAUUAGAAAGCGAAAGGAUUAG